AACAUCCGACUUCACUCUGUCACAUUUCUCCAUUUCUAAACGUCCACAGGAUUUUAUUUGUGUCCGUCACUUUUCUUUGUGCAGACCUGUGGCUGUGGGUCUAACUGGACAUUCAUGGACUCUUGACUUCACUGUCGUUGAGGUCCAACAGACUUCACCUGUGCAGGACAGGAUGCACGAGGACGUGAACCUGCUGAAUCCGCCGGGCCUGCUGACUAUGCCCCGGAGCCCCACCUCCAGUGAGGAUGAGAUGGCCCAGAGCUUUUCCGACUACUCCGACGACUGUGCCUCCGACAGCUCCCGCGAAGAGACUAUUUACGAGACCAUAAGAGCCACCGCCGAGCCGUCGCCAAGCCGCAUGGACGACAUUCACACGAACUCGCUGGUCGUCCGAGUCCUCAUCCCCGACCUGCAGCAGACGAAAUGCAUGCGCUUCAACCCGGAUGCGACGGUCUGGGUUGCCAAGCAGCGGAUCCUCUGUACGCUUAAUCAGAGCCUGAAAGACGUGCUCAACUAUGGGCUGUUCCAGCCAGCGAGCAACGGGAGGGACGGCAAGUUCCUGGAUGAAGAGCGAGUCCUCCGAGAGUACCCCCAGCCAAUCAGCAAGGGCGUCCCGUCUUUGGAGUUCCGCUACAAGAGUCGAGUCUACAGGCAGCCCAACGUGGACGAGAAGCAGAUCGCCAAACUUCACACGAAGGCCAAUCUGAGGAAGUUCAUGGAUCUCAUCCAGCAUAAUCAGGUGGACAAAGUGUCCAAGUUGUUGGAGAGAGGCUUCGAUCCAAACUACCAUGACAGCGAGACCGGUGAGAGCCCGCUGACAUUUGCAGCUCACCUGGACAAUGUGGUGGAGAUUAUCAAGGUGCUGAAGAACGGAGGAGCUCACCUGGACUUCAGAGCCAAAGACGGCAUGACUUCCCUCCAUAAAGCCGCACGGUCCAAGAAUCAGAUUACACUCAAGCGUGGUGGUGGGAGGCGACCCGGGCUGCUGCGAGCCCUGCUGAACCACCACGCCUUCGUCUGCUGCCAGGACGAGAACGGCUGGCAUGAAGUCCACCAGGCUUGCCGUCACGGCCAUGUUCAGCACCUGGAGCAUCUGCUGUUCUAUGGAGCAGACAUGAGCGCCCAGAACGCCUCGGGAAACACUGCUCUACACAUCUGUGCCCUAUACAACCAGGAUAACUGUGCCAGAGUGCUGCUCGUUCGUGGAGCAGACAAAGAAGUGAAGAACUACAACAGCCAGAGUCCAUUUCAGGUCGCCAUUAUUGCUGGAAACUUUGAGCUCGCUGAACUCAUCAAGAACCACAAAGAGACAGAUAUAGGAUACAUUUCAAAUCCCCUCCAUGGUUUGAGCCUUCCUAAAUAACCUCCCUGGUAUAAUCCCUCUCCGCGAGGAUUACGAGAACGUUUGCCAAGAGGAUGAAAGUUUAUGUUUACACCAGGACGAUCCCGGGCCCAUUACACCGAGAGAAAUGAUCAAUGCUUCAGCUUCAG
This is a messenger RNA of Larimichthys crocea (large yellow croaker), 1491 nucleotides long. RefSeq names its product SH3 and multiple ankyrin repeat domains protein 3-like. Bases 173 to 1363 code for a protein of 396 amino acids. The transcript has 11 exons. NCBI's taxonomy places the organism in Eukaryota, Metazoa, Chordata, Actinopteri, Sciaenidae. The record is from RefSeq and is a predicted model, not a curated record. Gene Ontology annotation, cellular component: dendritic spine; postsynaptic density; postsynaptic membrane. Gene Ontology annotation, molecular function: synaptic receptor adaptor activity; ionotropic glutamate receptor binding.